AUGGCGUAUGAGAAUGAUAUGAAUCUGAAGGCAACUGAAUUGAGAUUAGGGUUACCAGGGACAUCAGAUCGUGAUUUUUUAAAGAGUAAUAACAAGAGAUCUUCAGAUGAAAUGGAUAAUUCACCUGCUCCAAAGGCACAAGUUGUAGGGUGGCCGCCGGUGAGAUCUUUGGCCUUUUUACAAGAUGUCGUUGUACAGAGGAAUUCCGACUCCGAUGUGAUAGGGAUGUAUGUGAAAGUGAGUAUGGAUGGAGCUCCUUAUUUGAGGAAGAUUGAUGUUAAGGUUUACAAGAACUACCCAGAUCUACUCAUGGCCUUGGAGAACAUGUUCAAAUGCUCUAUGGGUGUGUACUCAGAGAGAGAAGGGUACAAUGGAUCUGAAUAUGCACCAACUUAUGAAGACAAAGAUGGGGAUUGGAUGUUAGUGGGAGAUGUUCCAUGGGAUAUGUUUAUUACUUCUUGCAAAAGGCUUAGAAUAAUGAAAGGAUAUGAAGCUAAAGGACUUUGA
This is a messenger RNA of Fraxinus pennsylvanica, 507 nucleotides long. The record is from the annotation of a GenBank genome assembly. Lineage: Eukaryota; Viridiplantae; Streptophyta; Magnoliopsida; Lamiales; Oleaceae.